GUGGGCAGAAAAGAAGCAAAGGCAAAGAGGCAAAACGGCAAAACGUGAACUGGUUUUAUUGUUUUGUUUUAAUGUCUCAGAUGGAACAGCAACAGGCAUUGGCAACGGCGUCGUUGAAAGGCAACAGGAAGCGGCAAACGACGCCGUUUGCUAUGAUCAACGAUGACCUCCUCCUCAACAUUCUCUCCAGGCUACCGGCGGUGUCGUUUGCUUCGGCGGCGUGCGUUAACAAGUACUGGAACGGAAUCUGCAAUCGGGUCCUCUCUCGUCCCAAGCUCUCCUCCGCUCUCUCCCUUAAUCCUUCACCGGAGGUUGCCGUUGGAGAGGUUCUUGAUGAAGUUCUCGCCGAACCAAUAAGACCCCAUUUCGCUAUUGCUAAUGUUGGCGGUGGAUUUCGCUUGGCUGAGGUUUUGAGGCUUAUGUCGAAGAAAUUGGGAUCAAAAACUCCAAUUAUUGUAACAACUGCUAGUGGAAUAAUUGGAAGAGAUGCUCGUACUGGUGAAUUCAAAGAGGCUAAGUUGAUGUUAUCCCACUGCUAUGAUCUGAACUGGGAUGGUGAAGAAGAUGAGGAUACAGAAGAUACAAAUGGAAUCGUUUUGACUGUUGGGUUUGUACCCGGACUGAAAGUUGAUGCUAUCCCACUGUUACAACCUACAAAGGAACUUCGAGAUGCAAGGAUUGAGAAGUUCGUGAUGGACAUAAGAGAUUUCACUUCCUCUGCUUCGGGCUCUACAACCCCUGUAGGGAUUAUAAUGUUUGGAGAAGGGCGUGCUAACAUGAAACCGAUUCUUAAUGUGUUGGAUUUUGCUAUGCCCUUGGAAACAGUUAUCCUGGGUAAUGAGAGGUCUCGCUUUUUGUAUAGGAGUGAAAGUGAUUAUAAAGAUGUUCGUGGGAAUAAAACAUGCUUCACAUGUGCUAUUGCUCUUGUAUUUGCAAACGAUAAAGACAAGUCCUGCGGCAUAGGGAAUAUCCAAUUCAAUGUUGCAUUGUCAAAUGGGUUAUCAACAAUAGGUCCCAAAUACAAGGCAGCCUCUGUUAAAGUGAACAGCUGUGAUCAUACUACAUGGCUUACCGCUAGAGCAGAAGGAAAUCCGGCAGUUCUUGAUGGUCAAAGAAUUCUAGAUGAUAUCAAUCGUAAGUUGGAAAAUCGUAGUGAUGCUCCUGAUCUAUAUAUUGGUGUCACAACACGAAGAAAUUUCUCUAUUGGGUCAAAGAAGCCAAAGUUGAUGACCUCAUUGACCUUUCAUGGAGUUGUAGGAGGAGAUGAGGAGUAUCUUUAUGUUGAUGGUAUUGGCAUAAAAACUGGUGAUUACUUUCAAUUCUACCACUCAGAUCCUGCUACUGCCUUAUCCUCAUGUAGUGAGGUCACCAUGAAGCUCAAAGACUUUAAGUCGGAUAAAAGUUCGAAAAAUGUCCGUCACAUGAGUGAUUUUGAUGUUAAUAGAGUUAGAGAGGAAGUUUUUGGGGGUUUAAUUUUCGGUUGUUAUGGCCGUGGUGAAUCAUUCUUCAAACGCCCCAAUAUCGACAGCUCCCCAUUUCUAGAGAACUUCCCUGGGGUGCCAGUAGCUGGAGUAUUUUGUGGUGGAGAGAUUGGACGGAGCUCUUCAAGCAUGACUGGAAAGUUUCAUAAAGACAGUGAUUCCUGCUGCUGUCUGCAUGUCUAUAGCACUGUUUAUUUAGUGAUGUCUUAUACACCGUCAGAGUUGGAGUAUUAGUUGUUGCUCACAGCUUCUCUGAAGAUGAACAUAGUUUGCCGUUAUAGGGGGUAUGGCGUUUCUGGCUGCAUUUCAAGAUGAUCGAGGACCCAGAUUAGAAGCCAUGUAUUUGUAUUGUUUUUUGUUCUUUUUUACACUGUAUUUGCCUUUUAUAUUAAUUAAUUGCGUUACAUUUGUAAUUCUACCUGUUCCAACUUUGGAAUAGAAGAAAGUAAUGAAAAUAAUAGUGAUGAUCUUGAUAA
Molecule: messenger RNA, 1957 nt
Organism: Ziziphus jujuba (common jujube)
Lineage: Eukaryota; Viridiplantae; Streptophyta; Magnoliopsida; Rosales; Rhamnaceae
Product: F-box/LRR-repeat protein At5g63520
Exons: 10
Coding region: 72-1715 (547 amino acids)
Biological process (GO): protein polyubiquitination; positive regulation of proteasomal ubiquitin-dependent protein catabolic process
Molecular function (GO): protein binding
Source: RefSeq, a predicted model, not a curated record